This is a messenger RNA of Cladocopium goreaui, 1906 nucleotides long. The record is from the annotation of a GenBank genome assembly. Lineage: Eukaryota; Dinophyceae; Suessiales; Symbiodiniaceae.
AUGGCACGCGUGGGACCGCAGGCUGUGAAUGCCAAGAAAUUAACAGAGGAUUUGGUCAGCCAUUUUAAACGUUACCAGGACGUCGCGCGAUUUUGGGGCGGGAGGCCGGUCGGGGAGCGUUGGAACUUCAGCUGGUUCAAGUUCAAGCCACAGCGGGUGGGUAUUACCAUGGACUCCAGCGGUGGAUUCCUCGAAAGUAGCCGGCUCUUGGAACAGCAGAUUCAACAGCUGCUGCAACUGCUACAGCACAGUAGUGAUGGCAUUCGAAGCACCUUGGCCAAGCAGAAGGAGCUCUGGCCGGAGACAAGCUGCGUCGACGGUGAGCAAUACACCGCGUGCAGCCAGGAUGCGCAAGGAGGUGAUUUCCUGCAACUCCCUGGAGAGUUGGCGCCAGGCACUUCUGGCUUCACUCCUGUGCUGCCCGUCUGCGGCCCCACGUCUCCUGCCCGGGCCACUGGCGCCACGGGACGUGCGACGGCGUCAGCGGCGUCGGCGGCGUCGGCGGCGUCCUGCGCGAUGCACCGGCGGACCGUGCAGCUGGCGGUGUCGCAAGUGGAAAGCGAGGUGAAGGAGGUGGAUCCCAGUCAGAUGGUGUUUAUCGAUGCCAAAGCCUUGAAGAAGAAACUCAAGGAGGAUCUGUGUAAGGAGAGCUACGACGUUUCCAGACUCUACCACACUGAAGGCUUUUGUCAACGGAUUGCUCGCAGCCGAAUCUUUGAAGCGAUCGUCUUCGUGGUGCUGUCCAGCAAUGCCAUAUGGACAGGUAUCGAAAUGGAACUGGACGGAGCCACCAUGAUUCACGAAGCGCAUCCGGCGAUCAUCGUCGUUGAGAAUCUCUUCGUGCUGUUCUUCAGCAUGGAACUGGGAAUCCGUUUCGGUGCCUUCCGUAGGAAGCGUGAGGCCUUCAAGGACGGAUGGUUUGUAUUCGAUGCAGUUCUGGUCUUCCUGAUGUGGUCAGAGACGUGGUUCCUGAGCAUCUGCCUCGCUAUCUUUGCCCCAGAAGCCACCUCCCCAGGUUUCCGCCUCAUGCGGCUGAUGCGCUUCACACGUUUGGCACGGAUGGCACGCUUGCUGAGGAGCAUUCCUGAGUUGCUCAUCAUCGUGCGUGCCAUUGCCAUUGCCCUCCGUUCAGUGUUCUUUCUGAUGGUGCUGCUCUUGGGCCUUGUUUAUCUGUUUGGCUUGCUCUUCACCCAACUAUUGGAUGGCAAGAACCAACCGCCAGGCUCCUUGGCCUACGACAGCUUCAGAAGCCUGCCGCAAUCGAUGAAUACCCUGCUGUUGGCGGGCGCUCUCCCCGACCAAUCCAGCCUGGUGGAGGAUGCCGGGAAAACCCACCCCCUGCUCUAUCCCCUGAUGCUUCUCUAUAUGCUGCUGGCAUCAUUAACGGUCAUGAAUAUGCUGGUGGGGAUUCUCUGUGAGGUGGUCACAGUAGUCUCUGCGGUCGAGAAGGAAGAGAUCCUGCUGAAAUCUGUGAAGUCCUUGUUGAAGCAGUUGCUACUGGAUGCGCAAGCCGACGAAGAUGGCGAUGGCAGCAUUUCACGAAAAGAGUUCGAUCAAAUGUUUCUUGGAGCGGAUGAAAAUUGGUGAUGCCGCUCUGUCAUACAGUGCAUAUAAGAAAUAUGACAUAAAGGAAGGAUGCCAGAAAGAAAGUAACAAAGAAAAAAAAACGAAAAUAAAGAAGGCAACCAACAAAAAUAAAGAAAAAAAGAAACAAAAAAAAAUAACAGAAAAAAAAUAAAGAAAAAAAACAUUUUUUCCAAAGAUAAAAGGAACCACGAUAAGCCGGCGUGUGAGUGGAUCUCAAAUGGACUUUGCCUGUGUGCAAUUCAGGCCAUCUCCAAAAUCCCAACUGUCGGUCCCUCCAAAGCCCGCUCAUGGUCCUGCAGCAUGCUGUUGAUUUGGAAAU